Molecule: messenger RNA, 2659 nt
Organism: Phalaenopsis equestris
Lineage: Eukaryota; Viridiplantae; Streptophyta; Magnoliopsida; Asparagales; Orchidaceae
Product: ribonucleases P/MRP protein subunit POP1-like
Biological process (GO): tRNA 5'-leader removal
Cellular component (GO): nucleolar ribonuclease P complex; ribonuclease MRP complex
Source: RefSeq, a predicted model, not a curated record
UCCUAAUAUUAAAAUCUACCAUCCCCUUCCCGCUAUCCUGCCCGAAACCCUCGCCUACGUUCUCCUUGGCCAACCUCCCUUUCCCCCUCCCUUGCGGAAACCCUCGCGAUACAGUGGCGAAUGGAGCUAGUUAUAAACGAAACGACGGGACCACGCUGUACGAAGACCUCCGAAACUCCCUUCUUAUUACCCCUUCCUCUCCGCUGCUACCCGAAACCAUGAGAAAAAGGCAUGCACCGAGAUUUCCACCUAAGAACAACAUCGGCGCGUGUAUUGUUUGCUUUUCCUGGUGACUCUCAGCCGCGUCUGGAUGGUGUUUUCGCCGUCAUAUAAGGAUAGCAAACCCGUGACGAUGCCACUUAACUCAAGUGCGCAUCCUCCUCUUCCACCUAGACUCCUGCUCAUCAACAAGUUUGCCGAAUCCCGAGCACCAGAGCUUGAAUCCCUGCACUCCAUUGUCUCCAAGCGUCUUAAUCAUGAUUUCCGCAUGCGGCGUGACAAGCGGCGACGAACCACCAGCUUCCAUAGCGGGAAGAAUCGUCGGCAGAAGAGACCACGCUUGAUAGAUAUUGCUGUCAACGGAACUGAGGCUGGGGAUUUGGAUAAAAAAGAAGCGGAUCGGCCCCCGCGAUGGGUAAGAAGACGGAUAGAAUUGCGGAGGAAUCCGACAUUUGGGUUUUGUUUGUCCGGGGAUGGGACGAAGAGGCUUCGAACUCAUCUCUGGCAUGCCAAACGGUUCUCGAUGGUGAAGCGUUGGGGAUUCUAUUUGCCUCUUGGGCUGCAAGGCAGGGGAAGAGGUUCGAAAGCUGUCUUGAAGUGGUUAAAAUCUGGAGCACUUAUACAUGAUGCUAGUUAUACUCUUCCUGUUCAAUUGGAGGGUCCACAGGAAUCUAUCUUGGAUGUUAUGAGGAUGGUGUUGCGACCAUUUCCUUCAGGUUCUUCAGAACAAAUGUCUAAGCCAGUAAUUUAUGGAGCUUGCUAUGCUAACUCAAUGCUUUACGAUGUGAGAUCCCUGCUUCUGAAGUUCAUUGCUCCAGUCACUUACAUGUGGCUGCCACUGAAAAGAGGAGAGAUUUACUUUGAUUCUGGACAAAUAGAUGCUCAUAGUAGCUUCAGUAGAUCUGAAGGUAGCGCUUGUUCACGGCAGUUGUGGAUAUGGUUACAUCCUGCUUCUUACAGAGAAGGAUUCAAUGCACUGAGUUAUGCUUGUCAGAAAGAGAUGAAUGAGACAGGUACCUCUGUACAUUGCCUUUCUAUGGAGGGACAUAUUGCAAGGUUAGAAGUCAUCGGAGCCAAUUCACUGAAGAUUCUCCAGAACAUACUAAUUCCUGUUACAGAGUGUCCAUCAAUUGGUAGCCAAGCUCUAUUGCCUUGCUCUUCAUUGAGAGUGUGUUCAAAUUCCCAGUUAAAUCGUAGUUUUGUUCUUGAACAUGCUGAUCACCUUCCAUCUCAUGCCAUUUUUCCAUUAGAAGUUCAGGAUCCCCGAAAUUUACCUGUGAAUGAAACCAAUAUUUUUCCUAAGACGGCCAGUUUUGCUGGCUGCCCACAGCAUCAGGGUCCUGUUCAUGAUUCCAGUGUCAGUUGCUCUGAAGAAUCAAGUGGGAAUAAAGACUUGUUGCUUUCGUUCUGGUCAAAACCUGAAACCAAUGGAGUUUUUCUUUCUGAUUGUAGACAAUUAUGGGAUUCUUAUAUAAAUUUGAAACCUCCGUUGCCAGAAAAUAUUGUCUGCAAGGAUAGGCAUUGCAAGCGCUUAAAACAAUUCUAUCUGGAUCCUUCCCAUUCUGAAGAGUCAGGUGGUGAAGCAAGAGUUGGUUAUGAUCAGACUGUCCCCAUUGUACUCUUAAGGCAUCCAGAACAUGGAACGUUUACUUCUGGUUGGUCCGUAAUUCUUCCUUUAAGUUGGGUAAAAACUUUUUGGAUUUCUCUUGUCUUAAAUAAUGCUCAUGCAAUUGGAUUAAGAGAAAAGCGGUGGAUAGCUUGCAAUGGUGGAUUACCUUCAUUCCCAUAUGAUUUCCCUGAUUCCAGUGCAUACACAUCACUUGUGGCUGCUGAAGCUGCAGAAGCUGAUGAAGCUGCUAAGCUCCGACCUCCUGCUGUAAGACCAAUUAGUUUUCCCUUAGCUUCGCCGUGGCAUUGUGUAGCUCAUACUCUUCAUAGAGGUUUUAACACUUGUGAGUCAUGCUAUACUGCUAGACGAAAAGCUCAUGGCAUGUCAUUUAGCGUAGAGUGUCGAGAUAGCAAACAAUCCUCGGAUGAGCAUGCCAGUGACCCUUUUAUUGUUUCAAUUUUAAGAACAACAAAUAAUUUAAAUCAUAUUUUCGAAAAAGCCAGUGGUGAAGGAUACCUAGACCAAGUUGGAGGACCUUUAUUUGUGAGAGUUCUGAUUCAUGCAUUCAAGGAAGGUUCUUUUGAAGCAGGAGCUGUUGUCUGUGCCCCUGCGCUUGCAGAUCUCCCGACAUGGAUGUCUAGGUCAUGAACAUAUCUUAUCUUUUCUGUUAGCAAAAUGGCUUGUUUUUUUUUCACAUUUUUGGUGCAGUUCAAUCAUGCGUUACCAGUGUCAGGGAACAAUUUAGAUUAGCCUUUUCUAUUUUUAUGUUUCACCUGGCAAAAUAUCUGGCUUUUCACUUCGAGGCUUAUGAUAAUUUCUUUUAAAACCACA